AGGUAGACUCUUUCUCCAUCGGUUCUGCUCAGCUGAUCUUCCUGCAUUCAGCCGGUGAGGUCUCGUGACAACUUUAACAACUCCAGGAUGUUGCGUGCGAGCGCUGGUGGGCUGCAGGUUCUGUCGGUUCUGCUGGUGUUUUCAGCUGGCUGUGGCGUGACUGAAGCCGAGACUCUGGUGACCGUCCGGAGAGUGACCCAUCCUCCCGUACGCCGCCCGCUGGCAGAGUCUGCGCUCCUCCCGUGUGUGUUCACCCUGACGCCAGCCCUCGUCCCGGGACACGGCCCCUACAUCCACUGGACCCGCGGCUCCGGAGCCCAGGAGCGGACGGUGCUGUCGGCCCGGGACGGGGUGGUCCGGGUUCACCAGGCGUACGCGGGUCGGGUCAGUCUGCCCGGAUACUCCGACAACCACCUGAACGUGUCGCUGGCGCUCCAUCAGCUCCGCUCCAAUGACUCCGGGACUUUCCGAUGCCACGUCGCUCUGGGAGACAGUUAUGAGCAGGACACAGUCAACCUGGAAAUCACAGGUGUGGUGUUUCACUACCGCUCUCCUGCGGAUGGAUAUUCCCUGUCGUAUGCGGAGGCCGUUGGAGCGUGUGAGGAUAAUUCGGCUCAGAUCGCAUCGGUUGAGCAGUUGUGGGCCGCGUUUCACUCCAGUAUGAACAACUGUGAGGCCGGCUGGCUCAAAGACCAGAGCGUCAGGUAUCCUGUACAGACACCGGAGCUCGGAUGCUUUGGACACACUGAGUUUUCUCGUGGAGUGAGGAAUUAUGGGAAACGAGACCCUUCGGAGUUGUUUGACGUUUACUGUUUCGCCAAUGACAUGCAAGGUGAGGUGUUUCCCGUCUCCGUCCCGGAUAGACUGACCCGAGUCUCGGCCUCUGCUCUCUGUGAGUCUUCAGGAGCCCGGCUGGCCACCGUGGGGCAGCUCUCGCUGGCCUGGAGAUCCGGCCUGGACCACUGUGAGCCGGGCUGGGUGUCUGACGGGAGCGUGAGGUCUGUCAGAGCGCUUCGGUCCGAGUGUCCCGGAGGAGAACCGGGCGUCACAACCGUUACAUCAACAGAGCUGAGAAACGGAUCCGCUCGCUUUGAUGCUUUCUGCUAUCGAGCAAAGAAACCGCAGAAGGCUGUGACGGGCAUCGUGAAGUCCUUACUGAGACCGUGGAGGUACAUGACCGGAGACGACGCAUCCCAGUCUCUCUCUUCAGCCACUGACGCACAGUCGGAUCUUCCCGACCUUCAUCCCACUAACUGGACUGGACAGGUGGAUUUGGACAAGGAUUUAGAUUUGCACAUGGCCGCUGAAGCCCCCGAGCUCUCCGCCGAGUAUCUGACGGCCCGUCUCCGAGCUGGAGACACGUCUCUGGACUGGAGUGGACAGUUGGACUCGUUCCCAGACGGAGAACAGGUGGUUCCGGCUCCGGGGUCAGAUCCGGGUCCCGGAGGCUCGGCCACAGAGGAAGAGGAUGAAGAUCUAUCCGGUCAGUCUGUCAGUCCUACAGCUCCUCAAGGAAAGGGCACAAGUUCCCUCAACAACAUCGUCAGCUCAUUGUGGAAACCCUGGAGCUACUUGACAGGAAGUGAUGCGGAGGCGGAGGCGACAACCAAGAGUGUGACGCCCGUGAUGGACACGCAAACCACGGCAACUCCUGACUCGGGGUUGAUAUCAUGGUGGAGUCGCUCAUGGCUGUCUCGUCCUUCAUCCGUCACUGAUAAAUUAAGCACAUCCAGAAGUUCGGACGUGCCGACAUCAAUCCUGCCAAACACCACGGACGACAACCACACAGGUCGGCCUGCCCAGAGAUUAGGAGAUUGGGUCGUGGUGACCGAAAUACCUGAGCAGAAAACCAAAACCGACGAACCCAAAGUCUCCGUAUCAACUGAGAAUUACUCCGGAGAGAGCAGAGUCCUGGAGACGGAGGGCAGCUCGUGGGGAGAUACGUAUCUGUCGUCACAAACACCGCUGAAGGUGGUGACGUCGAGAACCGGUUCCCUCGCCACCACCGUUUCUGGUUCCCUCGCCACCACCGGUCCCCUUGCCACCACUGGUUCCCUUGCCACCAUCGGUUCCGGUUCCCUCGCCACCACCGGUUCCCUUGCCACCACUGGAUCCCUCGCCACUACCGGUUCCCUUGCCACCAUCGGUUCCGGUUCCCUCGCCACUACCGGUUCCCUUGCCACCACCGGUUCCCUCGCCACCAGCGGUUCCGAUUCGCUCGCCACCACCGGUUCCCUUGCCACCACCGGUUCCCUUGCCACCACCGGUUCCCUCGCCACCAGCGGUUCCGAUUCGUUCGCCACCACCGGUUCCCUUGCCACCACUGGUUCCCUUGCCACCACCGGUUCCCUCGCCACCACCGGUUCCCUUGCCACCACCGGUUCCCUUGCCACCACCGGUUCCCUCGCCACUACCGGUUCCCUCGCCACCACUGGUUCCCUUGCCACCACUGGUUCCCUCGCCACCACUGGUUCCCUUGCCACCACUGGUUCCCUUGCCACCACUGGUUCCCUUGCCACCAUUGGUUCCGGUUCCCUCGCCACCGCUAUUUCCGGUUCCGGUUCCCUCACCACCACCGGUUCCGAUUCCCUCGCCAUCAGCGAUUCCCUCGCCACAACCGAUUCUCUCGGCACAAACGAUUGCCUUAUCCCCACCGGUUCCCUCGCCACAACCGAUUCCCUUGCCACCACCGGUCCCCUCGCCACCACCAGUUCCCUUGCCACCACCGGUUCUGCUCACGGCCGUGAGGCCCGUGGAGAAAUCCAGUACAGACGCAGGAACAAACCAAAGCGACCCAACCCAAGCACCACUGAGAUGACGACAGCCAUCGUCCACAACACAGCGACACCCUCAGGAGUGUCUUAUAGUGCUGAAAACAGUGGAUCGACCAUCUCAACAUCUGCAGACGAGUCUCGGACAGCAAGCUUUGGACCAACGGGUACCAGCAGCAUAGAGCCGGAUCUGAGCAGCACCGAGGCCGUCAGGAAGAACCACUCCAUUGGAGAAGAUGAGGACGACAGAUGCAGUUGUCUUCAUGGAGGGACGUGUCUUCCUCACGGAGAGGCUUUCCGCUGCUUCUGUCCGCAGGGAUACGCCGGAGAGAGCUGUGAGAUCG
Molecule: messenger RNA, 3115 nt
Organism: Rhinichthys klamathensis goyatoka
Lineage: Eukaryota; Metazoa; Chordata; Actinopteri; Cypriniformes; Leuciscidae
Product: neurocan core protein-like
Exons: 10
Biological process (GO): cell adhesion
Molecular function (GO): hyaluronic acid binding
Source: RefSeq, a predicted model, not a curated record